CAGAGGAAAGCACUCCCUCACUGUUUGACUCUCUGCUCAUUCUCUUGGUCUUCUUCUGCUUCUUGAGUCUGGAGAGUCUGGACGAUGCACACCAAAGGAAACUCCUGCUGCUGCUCCUUCGAGGACUACAAACUGACCACUGAAUGGCUCCUGAACCAGACGAGUCACCGUCCAAAGGUGGCAGUGAUCUGCGGUUCAGGACUCGGUCUCCUCGCUGACGGAGCUGCCAACAAACAAAUCUUCAGAUACCAGGACAUCCCCAACUUCCCUGUCAGCACAGUCCAGGGACAUGAGGGCUGCCUGGUGUUUGGAACCAUCGAGGACACUCCCUGUGUCUUCAUGCAGGGUCACUUCCACCUGUACGAAGGUUACUCCCUUUGCCAGGUGACCUUCCCUGUGAGGAUCUUUAAGCUGAUGGGGGUGGAGACUGUGCUGGUGACGAAUGCCUCAGGAGGAAUCUGUCCAGACUUUAAGGUCGGUGACAUCAUGAUUAUCAAGGACCACAUCAACCUACCGGGAUUCGCCGGACAACACCCGCUGUGUGGACCCAAUGACGAGCGAUUUGGGAUCCGGUUCCCCUGUAUGUCCGAUGCGUACAGUAAGGAUCUGAGGCGUGUGGCGUUGGACAUUGGCUCAGAGCUCGGAUGCAGUGACUUCAUCAGAGAGGGAGUUUACUGCAUGGUGAGUGGACCCAACUUCGAGACCAUCGCUGAGGCCAGGAUGCUGCUGAUCCUGGGCUGCGACUCUGUGGGUAUGAGCACUGUUCCUGAGGUGACCGUGGCCAAACAUUGUGGACUCAGAGUUAUUGGUUUGUCCCUCAUCACCAACAAGGUGUCUCUGGACUACAGUCGGGAGGAGAAGGUGAACCAUGACGAGGUUCUUGAGAUCAGUAAAAUGAGGGCGGAGGUUCUGCAGAAACUUGUCACCACCCUGAUCAGUCGCUGCCAGCAGCAAAGCAUCAACACCCACUGACAGAACAACACCAGAGUCAACCCCGGCACCACUGUUGACGACUACACCACAGUCCAGCCUCGAGGUGUCAGUGAGCCACUGGUUUGCAGUGAAAUGAGUCUGUAACUGUGUUGUGUGUUUCUGCUGCUGAUGUUUUCCAGCUGUUCACAAUAAAACUCUGUAAAGACUCAGA
Molecule: messenger RNA, 1144 nt
Organism: Seriola dumerili (greater amberjack)
Lineage: Eukaryota; Metazoa; Chordata; Actinopteri; Carangiformes; Carangidae
Gene: pnp4b
Product: purine nucleoside phosphorylase-like
Exons: 7
Coding region: 85-972 (295 amino acids)
Biological process (GO): nucleoside metabolic process
Cellular component (GO): cytoplasm
Molecular function (GO): purine-nucleoside phosphorylase activity
Source: RefSeq, a predicted model, not a curated record